CCAGGGCGCCUCGGCGAAGCUUGGGAGCCUGGCGAGUCGCUGGGGAAAGCCGAGCAGACGCCAGAAGCAGACCGGAGCAUCGGAAGGUGAUCGUGCUAGUCGGACCCGCGGAUCGCAGCCUGUAGAUCGCGGCCGGGGCCUGGAGGACAGCUGCAAGUGAAGGGAUCCUCUUCCUGAAGGAGGGGUCAUGGCCUUCUUGUUGCUCUCCCGGCGGGUGGUCUGCAGCUCCCAGAAAAACCUCUGCCUCUUCAUACCUGGAUCCAGAUGUAUCAGUCAAGCUGCUGCUAAAGUUGACAUUGAAUUUGAUUAUGAUGGGCCACUGAUGAAGACAGAAGUCCCGGGGCCUAGAUCUCAGGAGUUAAUGAAACAGCUAAACACAAUCCAGAAUGCAGAGGCUGUGCACUUUUUCUGCAACUACGAAGAAAGCCGAGGCAACUAUCUAGUGGAUGUGGACGGCAACCGCAUGUUGGACCUGUACUCUCAGAUCUCCUCUGUCCCCAUAGGUUAUAACCAUCCAGCUUUGGCGAAACUCAUCCAACAGCCUCAAAACGUGAGCACUUUCAUCAACAGGCCUGCCUUAGGCAUCCUGCCUCCAGAGAACUUUGUAGACAAACUCCAGGAGUCCUUGAUGUCGGUGGCACCCAAAGGCAUGUCCCAGCUCAUCACCAUGGCCUGUGGCUCCUGCUCCAAUGAGAAUGCAUUCAAGACCAUCUUUAUGUGGUACCGGAGUAAAGAACGAGGGCAGAGAGGUUUCUCAAAAGAGGAGCUGGAGACCUGCAUGGUCAACCAGAGUCCUGGAUGCCCCGACUACAGCAUCCUCUCCUUCAUGGGCGCUUUCCACGGGAGGACUAUGGGAUGCUUAGCAACCACACACUCCAAAGCAAUUCACAAGAUUGACAUCCCUUCCUUUGACUGGCCCAUUGCUCCAUUCCCACGACUGAAAUAUCCCCUGGAGGAGUUUGUGAAGGACAACCAGCAAGAGGAGGCCCGCUGCCUAGAAGAGGUAGAAGAUCUGAUUGUGAAGUAUCGGAAAAAGAAGAGAACAGUGGCUGGAAUCAUCGUGGAGCCCAUUCAGUCUGAGGGCGGAGACAACCAUGCAUCAGAUGACUUCUUUCGGAAGCUAAGAGACAUUGCCCGGAAGCAUGGCUGUGCCUUCCUGGUAGAUGAAGUUCAGACUGGAGGAGGCUGUACGGGCAAGUUCUGGGCCCACGAGCACUGGGGCUUGGACGACCCAGCUGAUGUAAUGUCCUUCAGCAAGAAGAUGAUGACGGGGGGCUUCUUCCACAAGGAGGAGUUCCGGCCAAGUGCUCCUUACCGGAUCUUCAACACCUGGCUGGGAGACCCAUCCAAGAACCUGCUGCUGGCUGAGGUCAUCAACAUCAUCAAGCAGGAGGACCUGCUCAACAACGUGACGCUUGCUGGGAAGACCCUGCUCACAGGGCUGCUGGACCUCCAGGCCCGGUACCCCCAGUUCAUCAGCAGAGUGAGAGGACGAGGCACCUUUUGUUCCUUUGACACUCCAGAUGAAUCCGUACGGAAUAAACUCAUUCUCAUCGCCAGAAACAAAGGUGUGGUAUUGGGGGGCUGCGGUGACAAAUCCAUCCGUUUCCGUCCCACACUGGUCUUCAGGGAUCACCACGCUCACCUGUUCCUCAAUAUUUUCAGUGACAUCUUAGCAGACUUCAAGUAAAGAAGCCAUUCCCGUGACAUUCAGAGAAAGCCUGGUCUCAAUGGUGUCAACUUGAUUAGUUUGCCUAAUUCAUAUUUUCACUUAAAAGUUUAUCAGAGGCAUAAACUGAGGGGUCAUUUGUGGGGCAGGCUCAUUGUUCAGUGGUUGUGGAGGAGCGAGUAGGUGGGGAGGACCUGGGUUUGAGUUUCCUCCCUGCAGAACUCACGGUGCCAAUUGGCUAAAGCCCUUAAGUUCUGUGUAGGCCUUAGACAGUCUUAGGAAAGGCCAUGAGGCCAUAUUUCUGCCAACCCUGGACCAACCAGUUUCUUAGAAGCCACUCAAGGCCAUUACACCUGCUCUGAGGCAGGCGGGCAGGAUCCUUGGGUCUCAGUCCACCUCAAAUACCCUGUCUUGGGAUCAGAGAUGCUGGUGUCCUCUUGUCCUUCAAGAACAAACUGUCCUUGCUUCUCACCAAAUCCCUAGCUCCGUGCCCCGCUCAUGACUUAGUGAGGGGUCUGGAUGGUUCUUAGGAAGAUGACAAGUAGGGAGAGAGGAGUGUGUUUGGGGGAGAGGAGGGGCUUCUGGUACCUUAACCACCAAGAUCCACUGAGCCCUGUGCCCUCGGUGAUGUCCCUGGCCCAUAACUUCUGUCCUUGACUGACCUGUGCUCCUAGAGGAUCCCUGAGCGCUGUCAGUAGGCAAUAUUCUCCAGCCUGUGUCAGUCUUGACCCAAGGGAAGGAAACUACGUCCUGAGCAUCCGGGGGACACAUGGGAGCUGAAGUUGCCUCUGGAGCAUGGGCGGCAGAGUCCCUUCAUCUCAUCCCAGGGUCUCUGACUUGUGACCCCUCAUUCUGGGAACCUCAUAGUCCAGUUUUCACUCAUCCCAGGGGACCACAGCUAGACUUCUUGUUAAAGGCAAUGUGUUCAUUAUAAAGGCAUAAGAAAAGAAAAGCAGAUUGCUGGUGUUCUUGGACUUCCCCAACCCCCCAGAGCCUGGACCUUUCUGAGUAUAGGACUUACCCUCAGCCAGCAACCAAUGUUUAUGCAGGCUCCAGCAUCUCAGCCAGAGGCAUGAUGACCUUAGAACUGACUUGACCUGAGAGACCCCUGAGCAGAGCCCCUCAUCCUUCAGAGAGGCAGCACUUAACAGGUAGACUGCAGGGGGCUGGUUUAUCCUCUUUCCAGAGCCACUUUGCAUCCUGGUGCCCUUGUUGACUGUCUGGAGAGAUGGGUACACCAGGGUUCAGCCCUUGGCUCUUGAAUCAUCCAAAGACCCAAGUCCCAUGCUUCCUUAGGCAUUCUCAUCAAUUUCCUUGCCUUGAAAAUGAAAAGCACUGACAUGCUUAAUGGAAACAGCGGGUCCAUGAAUCCCGGUUCACCUCACAGCCCUGUGAUCUGAGACUCCGCCACCCCUUUUCACAGCCAUGUUUAAGAUCAUUUCCACAACUGUAUAUGUGGCUGGGUCUGCCUCCCUCCUGUAAGGUUUCAGUCACCAGUGUGUUUAUUUCUGCAUCAAUAAUUUAUUCACUCAUCCAACUUUCAUGAAAUAUUUGUGCUGUUCCAGGCCCUGGGAUGAGCACCAGGAAGACAAACAUGAGAUUAAGUCCCUGCUCCCAAGGGGCUCCCACUCUCUUGGGAACCACAGAACUAAUGUUGAAGUCAAAGUGGAAAGUGCUCUAGCAAGGGUCUCUGGAUAUUAGUAAGUCCAAGAAGCCUUUAAGGGAAAAGGGGUGUUUGAGCAGAAUUCUCCAGAAUGAGAAGUUAGUUGGGCACAAACAAAGCAAGAAAGAGUAAAGAAACAGGAAAGCAUGUGCAGAGGCCCAUUUGUUCACAGCCUCAACCCUUUCCCUGGGGAACCAGACCCCACCCAGAAUAUCCCAAGGUUCAAGGUCGUAUUUGACAAAUGAGGAAAGUGUAGGCCAAACCCCAAUCCAUCUAAGCAUGCGUCCUCCUGAGAGCCACGGCAGCACGUGCAGACACUGGUCAGGUCCUUGGCGAGCGCUCAAAGGGUUUUAAGCUAGGACACUCUCUUUAGUGGAGGGAGUGGCUGAUAUUUCAUUUUCUUGCCACGGGGCGUGGUGACAGGAGAAUGAAACCAUUUCCAGAAAGUCAUCUCCAGAUGUAUUGUUCACCCCUUGCCUGGAGUUGGUUCUUCUCAUUUUUUAAACAAACAAAAUUUAAGCCAUUUACCCACAAGUUUUUGACUGGGGCACAGAGUGUUCCUGAGACAUCAUCUUUGGAAGUUAGCUGGAAGAAUUUCAAGGAAAAGGAUUUUCCCCAAAACUCAAGAUGGUAGAAAUUAGAAAAGGUUGGUGAAAACCCAGAAACCUGGUGGGCAGGCUUCUGCCUAAGGCAGAACCCACAAAGAGGCGCUUCUGUGCAGGUCUGGAUGUACACCCAUCAUGCGUUAGUAUAGUAGAGUUUAGUAAAUGUCUCUAGCCUGUCGUGUCAGUUUUGUAGAAAAUAAGGCCCAGUACUAGCAAAUCUUAGCACAUCUUCCCUUUUUAUUAUAUAUGGGUGGUUUUUUUUAUAAUUUUUACUGAUGCUCAGUAACCAUGCAAAACUGUGCACAUUAAUGUACUAAUUACUAGAUCUGUACCUAUCUAUCUAUAUGCAUAUAUAUAUCAGCUCACUGUAGAAAACCACACCUAGCAAGCAUCGCAGACUCAUGAAGACCAAGUGAUCUUGUUUACAGUAAUUGUCAACAGUGCCAAUAAGUGAUAAGGAAACUAACAUGUCACGGUGUAACUGGUGACCAUGUGCACAAUUCCAUGAAUUAAAUCUGUUUCCUGUGUUAAUCAGUAUUCUUAAAUUAAAGGAAAAUGUUUAUAAUGGAAAAA
Mesocricetus auratus (golden hamster) is the source of this 4510-nucleotide messenger RNA. RefSeq names its product 4-aminobutyrate aminotransferase (gene Abat). Bases 188 to 1690 code for a protein of 500 amino acids. Gene Ontology annotation, molecular function: pyridoxal phosphate binding. The record is from RefSeq and is a predicted model, not a curated record. The transcript is spliced from 16 exons. Gene Ontology annotation, biological process: GABA catabolic process. Gene Ontology annotation, cellular component: mitochondrion. NCBI's taxonomy places the organism in Eukaryota, Metazoa, Chordata, Mammalia, Rodentia, Cricetidae.